UAAUUCCAGAGUGCGAUUAACUCGCUUGGUGAUGGCUGAAAAUAACAAAAUUGAAAAGGCACGUCGAAGACUUUUUCAAGAAGACGGUGAUGAAGACAAUUCACAAGCAAAUCAGAACGAUACCAAUCAUUAUUUUGAGGAAGAAAGGCGAAUACAAGCCGAAGAGGCCAGGAAGAAAUGGGGCUUCGAUUUCAUACGUGGAGUUCCUGAUCCACAGUCUGAUCGCUUCAAAUGGGUAAAACCAAAUGAAUCGUUUGAAUCCGAGGAGAUAAAUGGAAAUACAAAUGUACAAGAAGAACGCGGAAACACGGAGAAAAUAGAAAACAAGAAAGAUUCUAACGUAACGAUAGAAGAAAAUUAAGUAAUGCAAAAAAUCAAUUGUGAUAUUCGUUAAUAUAUAAUAAGCAUAAUUUAUGAUAUCAUGGUCUUUCAAAUGUGAAAAAAUAACGUAAAUUUUUAAAUACGUAAAUUAUUUAUAAAUUCCUAAAGGAAUUUAUAAGAAAUUUUUAUACGAUUAAUGGUAAUAAUGUUCCUUAAUUACGUUUACAAAAUGACUAAUUUUGUAAACUGAAACUUAUAAAUUGACGAUUCAUAAAUUUGUUUUAAUUUUAAAUUUCUAGUCACAAAAAGACACAUUGUGUCAAAUAUGUCUUUAAGAAAAGAAACCAAAGUUAAAUUUUUAAUUUUAAUCAAUUUGUUGAGAAAUUUGGAAAUAAGCAAUCUGAAUCGUGCGUGAUUUGGUCUAAUUGAUUUAUAUGAUAUUUUAUACCAUGACAUGUAUUUAUAGAAAUGAACGUGCAAUAUAACUUAUUCUUAUAAUAUCAAUCCAUAUUUUAUUUUGUACUUGGAAAUACAAAAUAAUAACAGUUUAACAGAGACAAAAAUCUGUUUUUUACACAGCAAUACAUAAUAUAUUUCAGA
Messenger RNA from Solenopsis invicta (red fire ant), 921 nucleotides. RefSeq lists its product as uncharacterized. Gene Ontology annotation, molecular function: cyclin-dependent protein serine/threonine kinase inhibitor activity. The record is from RefSeq and is a predicted model, not a curated record. Lineage: Eukaryota; Metazoa; Arthropoda; Insecta; Hymenoptera; Formicidae. Gene Ontology annotation, biological process: regulation of cell cycle. The transcript has 3 exons. Gene Ontology annotation, cellular component: nucleus. The coding region runs from base 32 to 361 and encodes 109 amino acids.